Messenger RNA from Centropristis striata (black sea bass), 1192 nucleotides. It is a transcript of the gene smtnl2, whose product is annotated as smoothelin, like. Gene Ontology annotation, biological process: actin cytoskeleton organization. The coding region runs from base 1 to 702 and encodes 233 amino acids. The transcript has 6 exons. The record is from RefSeq and is a predicted model, not a curated record. NCBI's taxonomy places the organism in Eukaryota, Metazoa, Chordata, Actinopteri, Perciformes, Serranidae. Gene Ontology annotation, cellular component: microtubule organizing center; filamentous actin. Gene Ontology annotation, molecular function: protein binding.
AUGAUACCCUUACACUAUACAUGUCUUGUUGCAGCAUCUUCUGCAUGGACCCCCACACCUAUCAGAGCUCUGGGAUCUCCUCGCCUUCAAGAGAAAGCUAAUUCAGCUCCAGCUAAGUCUGUCACCUACUCAGGGCUACUGCAGCAUGACAGAGACGGUGAUGUAAGCAGUAGCAGAGCCUUUGGGCAGGUGGGAGAGAGGAGGCGGGAGCUGGUGAGGUCACAGACUCUGCCACGUAACAUCGGAGCUCAAGCUCGUAGAUCUAUCUUUGAGAGACUGGACUCUGAAGCUGGCAACAGUCGGCCCAAACCGGUGGACUCGAAACCCAAACUGAAGCGGUCUCAGAGUUUUGGGGUGUCCAGUGCCAGCAGCAUCAAACAGAUCCUUCUUGAGUGGUGCCGCUCCAAAACCAUAGGCUACCAGAACAUUGACAUCCAGAACUUCUCGUCCAGCUGGAGCGACGGGAUGGCGUUCUGCGCUCUGGUCCACUCCUUCUUCCCCACCGAGUUUGACUACAACUCUCUGUCACCCGGCAACCGCAAACACAACUUUGAACUGGCCUUUGGAACUGCAGAAGUGAAGGCCAGCUGUGACCGGCUGAUCGAGGUGGACGACAUGAUGAUCAUGGGUCGUAAACCGGACCCCAUGUGUGUCUUCACCUACGUCCAGUCCCUCUACAACCACCUGCGCAAGUUUGAGUGAAGCUCAUAAAAAAGCAGAUGAUGUCACUUCUGCACAGUUCUUCUUCUCUUCUUAAUUCUUUGUAGCCAGCUGUGAGCUGAGUGGAGCUCCACAGCUGCAUGGGAGAACUUUGAAAAAGACUGCACUGCCCCCUGGUGGUGGAAUAUUCCUCCACACGCUACAGGCAAAGUGCUCACACACAGUGGACAUUAAUUUGUGUGUGUGUGUGUGUCCUGUGAUGUAAUGAAGAAGGUGAAUUUACACACAGAUGUCAGGGUUGGUUUGUCAACAGUAGUUAUUAUUUCUGUGUCUAUGUGUGUGUGUGUGUGUGUGUGUGUGUGUGUGUGUGUGUAUGUGUGUGUGCUGUGUUGUAUGAAUCUUUAUUAUCACUGCACAUGUUUGAAAGUGUGACUUUUAGUAUCUCACCAAAGGAAAUGAUGUAUGUUUCACAAAUGUAUCUGUGGAGUUAAACUGAUCGAGUGUUGCUGACUGAUAUUUACAUCCACAUAUG